AUGACAUCCUGCAAGAAGGUCGAAUACUGCAGUCUUGCAUACCUGAUCAUGGACGAAGGUCACAAAUACACCUACGUCGCCUGCGAUGCCGCCGCUGCAACAGAUACCUAUUACAUCACUCCAAAAGUCCCGGCAUUGACAAAAGCCGUUUCACAAACAACAUCGCCAAGUGAGACAUCGAAAGCUUCCAGCGACACAACAGCUGUCACAGAGACAAGCACCACCUCGUCGGGAAGCGCCACAGAAGCCACUGCCGAGGUCUCUGAUGACAAUCGACCUGAAUCGGGGAGUAACACGGGUGCAAUAGUCGGCGGUAUCGUUGGGGGCCUGGCUGUGGUUUGCGGAACUGCUGUUGCGGUUUUAUAUCUACUUCGAAAGAGUCGUGCGCAGAAGCCGUAGACGACGCCAGAGACGGGGCAGGGGAUGACCGAAGCACCGGGUCAGACAGAAACGGAUAAUGGACCCAAGGAGUUGGUGGAUCGAAGCCCUCUGAUGUUCCAGCGGACCGUCAAACAGCCGAGUUACAAGCAAC
Molecule: messenger RNA, 532 nt
Organism: Fusarium odoratissimum NRRL 54006
Lineage: Eukaryota; Fungi; Ascomycota; Sordariomycetes; Hypocreales; Nectriaceae
Exons: 2
Coding region: 1-399 (132 amino acids)
Source: RefSeq, a predicted model, not a curated record